AAAAGGAAAAAUCCUAAAGAAAAACGCCAAAAAAAACAGCCUAUCCCAAUUACAAAUACACAGAAAUUACACCCCAAAUUAAAUCACGAAGCCUAUGUCCUCUGUAAUUCUCUCUUUAUAUUGACCCUAGUCUAGUCCCAACUUCCCCUUUCUUUGUCUCUUAGUGUGUAUGCUUAUUAGUGAAGGAAUUCAAUCCUUGUAUUAGAGAUAAUUAAUUAGAAAUUUUUUUGGAGAAAAUACAAGGAGAAGAUGGAUUCUAAGAAAGAAAUGAGGUUUUCGGAUGCUAAUUCCAGCAAAGAUGGAGACUUGGUGGUUGCAGCAGCAAAACGUUCAUAUGAGUGCACUUUUUGCAAGAGGGGGUUCACCAACGCUCAGGCAUUAGGAGGGCACAUGAACAUACACAGGAAAGAUCGAGCAAAGGCGAAGCAAAGCACCACAGCUUCUUCUGUUAAAGACUACAUGAUCAACGUGAACCAUAGGUCAUUGCAGCCUUCGAGCUUGAAUCAUGAUGAGCUAUUGGGGGCAAAUUUGAGCUUGAGGAUCGACUGGGGUGAAACUGAGCAAGUAAGGAGGAGGAUUAUGAAGGAAGAUGAAGUAGAUUUGGAGCUUCGACUUGGUUAUGAUCCAUAAUAGGCUUAAGGUUGAGGAAAUUAAGUAAUUUGUUUUCUAUAGAGAGGAAUUGUUUUAGAAUAGUAACAAAUAUAAGGUAAUAGGAAUGUAAAGAAAAGAAAAUAUACAUUAUUUUGUGAAUUUCGAGUUUUGAGUAGGGAAUUUGGAUAUUGCAUUGUGAAGAUCAUGAAGCAAAUAUGUGUAAUGUGAUUUCUGAGGUUAGUAAUUUUGUUUUUUUGUUGUCUUUAAAGCAGAGAAAGAGGCAGGAAGGCUACAAUACUUGACAUAUAUGCCAUUCUAAUUUCUUCUGAUGUUAUUAAUUUCUUGUUGUAGCAUUUAUUUACAUUUAUGUGCAGCACUUGUGUUUUGUGCAUAUGCAUUAGAAUCUUCAACUACCCCAAUUGUGUUUUCAUAUAUAUUAGGAUGUAGGAUGCUAGGAUUGCUAGCUAGCUCCCAUAUGUUCAAAUGCAUAUUCACCAUAUUAAAAAUCCAGAAUUUGA
This is a messenger RNA of Rubroshorea leprosula, 1109 nucleotides long. NCBI's taxonomy places the organism in Eukaryota, Viridiplantae, Streptophyta, Magnoliopsida, Malvales, Dipterocarpaceae. The record is from the annotation of a GenBank genome assembly.